Coccinella septempunctata (seven-spotted ladybird) is the source of this 2035-nucleotide messenger RNA. RefSeq names its product proton-coupled amino acid transporter-like protein pathetic. Gene Ontology annotation, molecular function: amino acid transmembrane transporter activity. Bases 173 to 1576 code for a protein of 467 amino acids. Gene Ontology annotation, cellular component: vacuolar membrane. The transcript is spliced from 8 exons. NCBI's taxonomy places the organism in Eukaryota, Metazoa, Arthropoda, Insecta, Coleoptera, Coccinellidae. Gene Ontology annotation, biological process: amino acid transmembrane transport. The record is from RefSeq and is a predicted model, not a curated record.
UUUUAACGCCAGUCCAAUCUGCACUACAGAAAUAAAGCAGGCCGGCUACAGCAGCAGACACGUUAGGAAAAUCUCUAAAUUGCCGGUGAACUUGAACUCAAAGUCUCAGUGCGAACCGAGAAGAAAAACGAUCUAGUGAUCGAGGAAUGAUUCGGUAGUUCACAGCACAGCUAUGCCACAACAAAAGGAGAAGUAUCCAUCAACGUUCAACAUCGAAGACUUCAACUCCACGACCGUCUUAACGAAAAAUGCCUUACAGAAGGAGAAGGAGAGUAAGGGUGAGAUUGAGUGCUACAACCCCUAUGAACACAGGCAUCUGGAUCACCCCAACACGUUUGCUGGGGCUUUGAUACAUCUACUCAAAACCUCAUUGGGUACAGGAAUACUGGCGGUGCCUUUUGCUUUUAGAAGCGUCGGUUUUGGAACUGGACUGAUCGGAACUGUACUGAUAGGAGCAUUAUGUACCCACACCGUAACCCUGUUGGUUUCUGCCUCUCAGAGAAUGUGCCGGCAAACCCAAGUACCCCAACUCAGUUUUUCAGAAACAGUUGAAACGGUCUUCAAAAACGGUCCUGAACAAGUCAGAGGCUGGUCAACGUUCUCAAGGAUAUUCGUAGAGAUUGGCCUAAUUUUGACCUACCUAUUCAGUGAUUCCGUAUAUUCAGUAUUCGUUGGAACAUCUUUAAAAGAGAUAGUCGACUUCUACUGCCCAGAUGCCAGAAGCUACGGCAUGGAAUACUACCUCAUUGCGCAGAUGAUACCUCUCCUAUUUUUGUGCCAAAUAAGACCCCUCAAAUUCCUGGUGCCAUUUUCGACUAUAGCCAAUGGGUCUAUGGUUAUAGCCUUCGCCAUCACAUUCUUCUACAUGUUCAGGGACGCAGAACAUGUGGAAGUUAGCGAAAGAUCCGUAGCUAAGGCUGACGUUAUGGGGGUACCACAUUUCGUGAGUACAGUGGUGUUUGCCAUGGAAGGGAUUGGAGCUAUCAUGCCCCUGGAGAACUCUAUGGUCGAGGAAGGUUUCCUUGGGUGCCCUGGAGUUUUGUACAUCGCCAUGUGUUCCAUCAUCACCCUGUAUGCUUCCAUUGGAUUCGUUGGGUAUUACGCUUACGGGGAUGGUACCCAAGCCAGUAUCAUUACAAAUCUGCCUACAGAUGAGUGGGCUUCGCAAGUGGCAAGAGGAUGCAUAGCCCUCUCGAUAUUUUUCACCUUCAUGCUACAAUUCUACGUUCCGAUGGAGAUCACGUGGAAAAACGUCAAACAGCACAUCCCCAAGAACGCCAGGAACAUCGCACAGAUCCUGAUAAGACUGGCUGGUGUUAUUUUUGCGAUAGGAGUAGCCAUAGCUGUUCCUGAUCUGUCUGCCCUGAUAUCCCUGGUAGGAGCUGUGUUCUUCUCCACCUUGGGAAUCUUUGUCCCAGCUCUGGUCGACACCAUCAUAAAAUGGGAGGAUGGUUUGGGGGCGUACAACUGGAUUUUGAUAAAGAACAUCCUUAUUUGCAUUUUUUCAGUAUUCGCUUUAGUAUCAGGAGGAUAUUUCGCUAUUUUGGAGAUGGUAUAUCCAGUCCAUAAGGACUGAUUGAUAGUCUUCUGAAUCAUUAGAACCAAAUCGCCAAACAGGAAGGAGGAAACUUCUUCAAGUUCCUGAAGGAUCGGGCAAGCCUCCAAGAAAAGUGUCAAGUAGUAAUUAUCAGUUAUAUAGAAGCAUAGCUACAUGGAACUUUAAUACUCUUGUAGUGCAUCCUCUGAAAAUUGAAGACGAAAUUGAAAUGAGAGUUCGAUAAUAACAAGAAAUACCAAGGAAAUAUAUUCGUGCUACUUGACCUUAUACAUUACGUAUUCGAAGCUUUGAAUUUGAAAAAAAAAUUAUCAUUAAGUGAGAAGUAUUUAUAGUAAGCUACCGAUACUAAUUAAGUGAAGACUGUGAUCACUCAAGUGAGAAUGUACAUAUUGUAUUUUAUUUAAUGUAAUGUAAGUUCGAAAAAUGUAAAUAGAAAAAGAAUAAAGAUGGAAGAGUAAAAUCUUCAAUAUAUUCGAA